Corylus avellana is the source of this 1035-nucleotide messenger RNA. Its product is annotated as Mitochondrial glycoprotein family protein. The record is from RefSeq and is a predicted model, not a curated record. Gene Ontology annotation, cellular component: mitochondrial matrix. Lineage: Eukaryota; Viridiplantae; Streptophyta; Magnoliopsida; Fagales; Betulaceae.
UCAACCCGAACUCGUGCAGCAGGCGUAGUAGCCGUGCUAACGCUAGCGAAAGAAUGCCGAGAGUGAGUCCUGUGUUGCGCCAGUGUCGCAAAGCUCUUCAAGAUUCGGACUUGCUCAAGGUCUUGCAGUCGGAGAUCACCCACGAGCUCUCGUCUAAUCGCUUUCUGAAUAAUCAAAGUGGUUCUCUGGGGGAUUUUUUGGUGGAAUGGGACUCAUCACAAUCCCAAGAUGUGGUUUUGCGGAGAAAAUGUGAGUUGGGGGAAGAGGUUGUUGUCUCCGCCGUCCUGGGUCCUUUUACAUAUGGAAGAGAGAGUGUGUUUCCAAGGGGAGUUUUGAUGAAAGUAUGUUUGAAAAAGCCUGGCCUGGGCUCAAUCUUGCAGUUUGAUUGUGGAGUUUCUGACAGAGGUGAUAAUGGAUCUGUGUUUGACAUCCAUAAUGCCUGCUAUAUCCAAUCAUCAGCUCGUGUCGAUCCUUCAGCCUACAGAGGCCCGGUAUUUAGUUCUUUGGACCCUCAACUACAAGAUGCACUCAAGGAGUAUCUAGUAUCCAAGGGAAUUGGAGAAAACCUAACCAACUUCCUCUUGCUCCACCUACAUAAAAAAGAGCAAGGUCAAUAUGUGAACUGGUUACACAAACUCGAAUCCUUGGUCGCAAAAAGCGAGUGACAACCUAUGGCAGGGAUUUGUCUUAAUAGGGGAGUUUGAGGUGCAGGAGUCAGGACAGCCAUAUCAACAGCAUAAUAAAAGAAAUCCCCAAGGCCCUUCUACUGUAAAGGAAGAUCCUUAGCCUCCACUAAAGCUUCUUUGGGUCACUUGAUCCAAGGAAAGUGAAUGCAUCUUUGCAAUGUUGACCAGCCUGAAUUUUCCAGGAUGGAAUACCGUACAAAACCUUGGGCUGGGUUGGUAACUUUUGGGUUGGCUAGGGUCGGGCGGGUUUUGCCCGGCCUUGUGUAAUCUGUACAAAACAAAUGCUUGUAGAAAUGGUGAAAGGAAGAAUAUUUAGAACAUGAGUCGUAAGUUUAUGUCACUAUUUUCU